Molecule: messenger RNA, 3109 nt
Organism: Poecilia latipinna (sailfin molly)
Lineage: Eukaryota; Metazoa; Chordata; Actinopteri; Cyprinodontiformes; Poeciliidae
Gene: lrrc57
Product: leucine rich repeat containing 57
Exons: 6
Coding region: 241-957 (238 amino acids)
Cellular component (GO): cytoplasm
Molecular function (GO): protein binding
Source: RefSeq, a predicted model, not a curated record
AACACAGGAAAGGGAAGAGGAGGAGAUUCAUUCUGAAGCGGCGACGCCCUCAGCUGAUCCUCCUCACUGAACUUGUUUUCAUCGAUUUGAUCAGAGUUCAGUUUACUGAUCCGAACCAGAACCGUCCUCCGAGUCCACGGUGAGCUUCUAACCAGGAGGAGGGGGAGGAGCUCCAUGGAAACGGCCCCACCUCUGGACGUGAGCUGGAUGUGAGCUGGACGUCCAGAUCCAGAGGGGAACAUGGGCAACAGCGCGCUGAAGUCUCACCUGGAGACCUCCCAGAAAACGGGAGUGUUUCAGCUGACGGCCAAAGGCCUGCAGGAGUUUCCAGAGGAGCUCCAGAGGCUCACCUCCAACCUGAGAACAGUGGAUCUGUCCGGAAAUAAGAUUGAGAUUCUCCCAGCCUCAGUCGGAAACUUCCUGCAGCUGAAAAGCCUGACGUUGAACUCCAAUAAGCUGACUGGCCUUCCUGCAGAGAUUGGCAAGCUGAAGAAGCUUGAGACCCUGAGCUUGAAUGGGAAUCAGAUCCAGCUGCUGCCCCCCACCGUGGGCCAGCUCAAGGCCCUGAGGACCCUGAACCUGUCCGGGAACCAGUUCACCGAGUUCCCAGCAGGACUGGGAACGCUGAGGCAGCUGGACCUGCUGGAUUUGUCCAGAAACAGGAUUCAGAGCGUCCCAGCAGCGGUCUCAGAGCUGCAGGCUAUCGAGAUCAACCUCAACCAAAACCAGAUCUCAGUGUUGUCAGCAGAAGUGUCUCGCUGUCCCCGUCUCAAAGUUCUGCGUCUGGAGGAGAACUGUCUGGAACUGUCCUCCAUUCCUGAGUCCAUCCUGACUGAGUCCCAGGUGUCCCUGUUCUCCGUGGAGGGAAACCUGUUCGAGGUGAAGAAGCUCCGAGAGCUGGAGGGAUAUGAAAAGUACAUGGAGCGUUUCACUGCCACCAAGAAGAAGUUCGUCUGAAUCCCCGCUACCAUGACGACUCCAGACUUGGUGUCGGUCUGAAACCCACUAUCCCCCUCUCCCCCCUCCUGCACCAGCCGGAGCUUCUUAUUGGUCUGCAGCGAGGUGCUUCCUGCAGCACUCCACACAGACACCGGACCUGCUGAAACACAGAGACGGACGAUGACGGCGAGGCAGGCUCAACACGACCCCCAUGAGAUCCAGAGCGGCUUUUCAACCAGGAUUUGCUUCCAGGCUUUAGUGUUCACAGAGCGACAUGCACCUCCAGAACAGGGACGUUUAAGUGAUGUCACGCACUUUCACAAGUCCAGAGAAGGAAGUUGUAAUGAGAAAGAUGAUCUUGAUACAGAAGAGGAGGAAAAAGAAAAAACAGCAGUUUUUUUUAAUCAGUUUUUCUCUGCAUGUUGUGACUAUGGCCCUGCAGCAGAGCUCAGGAGGCUUCGCUUCACGACUGUUUUUGUCUUGCAUGAGAUCUGGUAGCUUUAUAGUGCAGCUGCUCAGUGGGGCAUCACGUCGUACUUACCCGUUAGCAAAAACAUUAAACCGCUUCUCCCCCCCUCUCAUGCCUUUCAGUUUUAUUUAAUCACCGCCAUCUUUAGCACAUCCCACCAUGUGACCCCGAGAAGCUCCACCCAGCAGUGUGUUCUUCUUUUAGGCAGCUUUUGUGUUGCUUCUUAUUAUCCAGCAGACGUAAACAUGUAAUAUGAGCAAACAGUCGAGCUGGGUUUGAGUCUCUGAACCAGACUUCUUCUGUGAAAGUCAGUGUCGGCUUAGUUCCCCCAACCAUCCAUAAAUUAAUAAUUCCAUAGAUUUCUUCACACGUCUCAUGUAUUUACAUUUGAUAAUCCAGUCAUACAAAGACACUUCGUCAUGUUUUACAAUGAUUUAAAUCUGACUUUAGUUUUGGAGAAUCCCACAUCACAGGUUCCCCGAUGCUGUUGCUUAUUGAACAGAGAUGAUGAAAUAAUGUGAAAAGCAAUGAGGGAAAAACUAUGUGGAGCACAAAAGGCCCAGAUUUGUCCAGAUCAGCGCAAAGUUUUCAUACCCCCUGACAUCUCCACUUCACUGCCUCAACCUUCAGUGCUUUUCAGAAGAAGUGUGAUUGACCAAUCAGCUCACAGCAUGGGGAGAAUGCUGCAGGUCUCCCAGCAGACGGAGCCAUUCACAUCUCUGUUUCAGUCAGUCGAACGGAGAGCAUCUGAAAACGUCAAUUUUCAGGCACUCCACAAAUUCUGUUUGAUUUUGAGCUUCGACUAGGCCAUUCUAGCACAUGCAUGCAGUUUGAUCUAAAGCGGCUCUGACUGCAUGUGAAGGUGAACCUCCUCCCCACUCUGCAGUCUCUGAACAAGUCUUCCUCCAUCCGACCUUCUUCCACAUGUCUGUUGGACGCAGACUGGACUUCCUGUUUCUGUCUCUCAACAAACAAAAUAAAACAAUGUUUUCCUUGUUGCUGUUCACAUUCAUAGCUUGGAAUGUCGUUCUAGAUCCUAACCCUGCUUUUUAACUUCUCCAGAACUUCCUCCCUGAGCUGCUGCUGGGUUGCUGCGUCUCCACGAUGCUGCUCGUUCUCUAAUGCUCUCACACAAACCCAGCAUCUGCAUCCAGACUCAGAUUUUAUUGCACAAAUCUGGACUCUUGUGUACAAUUAGGCGACUUCUGAAGGAAACUGGUUGUGCUGGAAUUUAUUUAAGGACUGAACAGUUCUGCAUGUCUUUUUAGAGUUGCGGUUGUGAAGGACUUUGUGAAACUUGCCACCAUUUUCUUCCGACUCCACAGGUUUGCACUGCUUUCUGUUGGUUCAUUCACAAUAAAACGUAUUAAUGGAACGGAACUAAAAGUGGAAAGGUUGUACGUAAAACGGCCUGAGGAUACUUUUUCAAAGUGUGUUCUUACUUUUUACCAUGACUAUAAGUAACUAAGACACUAAGCAGCUGUUUUCACUUACCGUUAUCGUUUUAAAAUAAUCAACUGAAGUGAUAUUCUGUUAAAGCCAGUCUGAGUCGGUGUUUUGCUCUGUGAUUGUUUAAACUCUGUACUCUGCUGCUGAAACAAGCAGGUGGAGUGAAGGAGUGGCUCUUCAGCAUGUCCAUGGAAAUGCGUUUGUAAUCUUUUUUUUUCUUGUAUUUAAUUAAAGCAGAUGCUUAACAAGUCA